AUGGUCUCCCCAGCUGUAAGCAUAAGGGACUACGAUGCUACCAACACUUUCCAAGAUAUGUUAUACCAGCAUGCAAGGGCAUUGAGCUACGCAUCCGUUUACUACGGAGUGGAUACCUGGGAUAUUACGCGUUUGCUGAUGAGUCUCUUGGCCAUUCUCCGUGAAGGUCGCAAACUGAUUUUCCUAGGCACAGGUAAGUCUUUCAAAAUAGUGCACAAGACGGUGGCCAUGUUGACCUCCCUUGGAAUAGACGCUCGGGCAUUACACCCCACGGAGGCGCUACAUGGAGAUAUGGGUGUAGUACGGCCAGGAGACGCUCUGUUGGUAUGUUCCAGCAGUGGAGAAACUCAAGAGCUCGUGACGUUCUUGAAGCAUGCCCAUGCAGUGUUGGAACCCGGCUUGAUAGUGCUAGUCUCGUCUAGUACUGGAUCCUCGUUGCAUGCGCUUGUGGACCAGGUGCUGUACGUGCCUCAGCCACCUGAAUUUCAAGAAAAGUACUUACAGCACGGGCUACCCUCACCGACAAUAUCUACCACUUUAAUGCUGUCGGUCCUGGAUUGCUUAUGUCUGGCCCUCACCGAGAUGUAUUUUGAGGGUAACCGUGAGAAGCGCUUGGCGUUCUUCAGUAAAAUGCAUCCUGGUGGUGGUAUCGGCCAACAACUGGCAGUCCAGCCCGUAGAUCCCACACCAACUCAGGCUCCUGUUCCUGUGGCCACAACGUCAAGAGAGAAUGCCGGGCAUAUAUCUUUGGAUAUUUCCGAGGGAGAGUUUUUACAGCAUAUCGUGGAAUUAGACUAUUGCUUGAUUGACGGCGUUCGUUACAGCUCGCAAUUUUUACAGCACAGGUAUCGACUAUGGAAAAAUGAAACCCGCUCUUAUAAAUCUAAAUCAGUUUUGAAUGAAAUCUGGAGUUUGGCAUUGGUGCUGGCACCACAUGCCACAGUCCCGGUUUGA
Messenger RNA from Lachancea dasiensis, 954 nucleotides. The record is from the annotation of a GenBank genome assembly. Lineage: Eukaryota; Fungi; Ascomycota; Saccharomycetes; Saccharomycetales; Saccharomycetaceae.